Coregonus clupeaformis (lake whitefish) is the source of this 5431-nucleotide messenger RNA. Its product is annotated as inward rectifier potassium channel 2-like. The record is from RefSeq and is a predicted model, not a curated record. Gene Ontology annotation, cellular component: plasma membrane. NCBI's taxonomy places the organism in Eukaryota, Metazoa, Chordata, Actinopteri, Salmoniformes, Salmonidae. Bases 1396 to 2985 code for a protein of 529 amino acids. Gene Ontology annotation, biological process: potassium ion import across plasma membrane; regulation of monoatomic ion transmembrane transport. Gene Ontology annotation, molecular function: inward rectifier potassium channel activity. The transcript is spliced from 3 exons.
UCUCCCAUGCAGUUGUAGUGGAGAGUAAGUCUCCUUAUGGUUGUAUACAUUUUGAAAACACUGAGUUAAUCCGAUGAAGUUGAUCUGGUCAGUAGUCAGUCUGUGCAGUGUGUUUUGUACUGAAUUGACAAUGCCUUUGGGAGAAACACAGAGACCCUCAGGAAUAGGAUAUCCUGUUUAAAAAAGCAGUCACCUGAGAGAGCAACAAACAUAUUUUAAAUGUCUCUAAACGUCUGCUUUUGUUGUGCCGAGAACUCAAAUGACUUUUGAGGACAUUUGUGGCUUGGAAAAGAUACUUGGAUUUGAGGGGAAACUGCUGGUCACAGUCUCCCGCUUGUGAGAGACACUGAGUGAGUAUUAUUUACACAGUGCAUGGCUACUGUAGCUCAUAAAUGUAUUCAGAGGCCCUGUAGCAAAGGAAACAUAGAUAUAAAAGGGUGGAGAAACAUUCUGACUGAUAGGAAGUGAAUGUAUUGGAAUUGUGUACCAUUAUCUGAAUCAAUAGUCUAAGGAGUUCCUCCUCUGUUUCAAUCUGCCCUGUGUAUUUACCAUGACCAAACCACUGGGACGUGAAGAUCUUGGAAUGUAAGAAACAGCAUGCUAUUCUUUUCUCUGCUGGUUGCAUGCUAGAUAUGUGUUAGAAACAUAGAGACCGUUUGACUGUACUGUACCCUGGAUCUACCCCUGGACUCUGUAUUGUCAUAUUGCACUUUAGUGAAUGUGGGGAGUAUAUAUCCUCAAAACAUAUCCUUACUACUACCCCAUUGUAUCCCCAGCUCUCAUCCUUUCAAGCUUCUCUGUUUCUGUAGCCUGCUCAAUGUGUUUCCCUGGUGCUGUUUCAAACUGUCAGCAAAACUCCCGCUCCCUCGUAAGAUGGCCACAGACUAUGGGUCACUCCUGUUGAUACCUUGGACACGUUGUGUGUAACCUCCCUCUUCAGCCCAAAGGAGUGUAAGUACUACAGGGACUAUACAGUAUUACUGCCAGACUGCCUAUUUGCUGCUGUGGAAUACGUUUCUGAAAUGACACUGCCUAUUGACCAGAGGAGUAUAUACAGCAACGACUUGACCACUGAGCUUCCCUUCAAGAGAAUGGAAGGAAGACUGUGAAUCAGGACACAGUAGAGGUGUGAGUAACCCUGACUGUUAUUAAAAACUUGUUUAAGUGGAACAAUGAUCUGGGAACUGCGGGAAGUAAUCUACUGCUGGAUACAGUUUUUCCUCAUGGAUCUACAUUUACCACAUCAGAUGGAUUACUUUUCACCAUAGAAACAGUGGAACUGGAAAGAAGUACAGAACACCAGGUUUUUAUCAAUACCUAGGUGGUCACAAACUCACAAACCACAUAGGAGUUGAGACUACAGCGUCAUCAGCGUAAGACAUUGUAUUUAGCACCAUGGGAGCGGCGCGUGUUAAGCGACGUUUCAGUGCGGUGGUUGACGGGCUGGUAGACGAGGAGGAAGUCAUAAAGCUGGCUCUGAGUGUUGCUGACACAGCCAGGGCGGGGGGGAGCACGGGAGGCUCAGGGAGCCCAACCAGCUCCUCUCCCACCCAUAACCGCAAUGGCAAAUCACUCCCCCUGCAGGGCAACGGCAGCAAUGCACGGAGGCCCAGCAGAGCCCGGGAGGCAGGAGGAGGGGAAGGAGGGAUGAGAGGAGGAGGGCACUCAGGACUGAGGGGCGGGAGGGAUGGAAGUCUGGGGGGAAGGGGAGAAGGCUGUUCGUCCUCGGACAGAGAUUCGACACUGUCGUCCCCUUCCUCCUCCAGCCGCCGGCCCACCCGGCGCUCUAGACGCCGGCCCCGUCACCGCUUUGUGGGCAAGGACGGGCGCUGCAACGUCACCUUCGUCAACAUGAGCGAGAGGGGCCAGCGUUACCUCAGCGACCUCUUCACCACCUGUGUGGACAUCCGCUGGCGUUGGAUGCUCGUCAUCUUCUGCCUCUCCUUCCUCCUUUCCUGGCUGCUCUUUGGCUUUGCCUUCUGGCUCAUUGCCGCCGCGCACGGGGACUUCGCCAUCCGCCUCAACCCCAGCUCGGGUGCCUCUUCCGGGGGAGGAGAUGAGUCCGGGGCAGGGGCGGUGGUGGAAGUGGAGGAAACGUGUUUCGUCCAGGUGAACAGCUUCAUGGCGGCCUUCCUGUUCUCCCUGGAGACGCAGACAUCCAUCGGUUACGGCUUCCGCAGCGUGACCGAGGCCUGCCCCCUGGCGGUGAUGGCGGUCGUCUUGCAGUGCAUUGUGGGCUGCAUCAUUGACGCCUUCAUCAUCGGGGCGGUCAUGGUGAAGAUCGCUAAGCCCAAGAAGCGUAACGAGACACUGUUGUUCUCUGACACGGCAGUGGUGGCGCUGAGAGACGGGAAACUCUGCAUGAUGUGGAGGGUGGGGAACCUACGCAGGAGCCACCUGGUAGAGGCACACGUACGUGCACAGCUACUGAAGCCGAGGGUGACCCCAGAGGGAGAGUUCCUCCCGCUGGACAACGAGGACAUCAACGUGGGCUUCGAUACGGGAACCGACCGCAUCUUCCUGGUUUCCCCGGUAACCAUCGUCCACGAGAUCAACGAUGAGUCGCCGUUUUUCGAGAUGGACCGUCGGACGCUGGAGGACGACGCGGAGCUGGAGGUGGUGGUCAUUCUGGAGGGUAUGGUGGAGGCCACAGCCAUGACUACACAGUGUCGCAGCUCCUACCUCGCCUCCGAGAUCCUCUGGGGUCACCGCUUCGAACCCGUGCUUUUCGAGAGGAAGAACUGUUACCAGGUGGACUACUCCUUCUUCCACCGGACCUACGAGAUUCCCAGCACACCCUCGUGCAGCGCUAAAGAGUUGGCCGAGCAGAAGUACAUCCAGGGCUCACGCUCCUCCUUCUGCUACGAGAACGAAGUAGCUCUGCAGCUCGUCUCCCCUGACAAUGACCCUGAGGGCAACCCUGGCGGCUGCCCCUCCCCCCUGACCCGCCGACCCUCCCUCUCACAACACCCCCACACCAACUAACCCGGGGGGAGAGGGAGGCGACAGGCAGAGGGAACAUGAAGUGACCCGGGAUCCACCGGAAGUCAGGGAGAGACAGAGGGAGAGAGAGGCAGAAAGAGACAGGCAAGAUAAAGGUAAGUACUAGAUUUAGGGAAAAGGACAACAUUGAGAGUGAAGUUUAGAGAGGUGUAGAAAGAGGAACAGAGGACACGACAUAGACGGCGAGAGACAAACGGAAAGAGAGAUACUGUAUACAGUCAAACAGAGAGAGAAAAGGACAGAAAGAUAGGACAGAGGAGAGAGAGGGAUAGACAGAGAAAGAGGGAAACAGAGCGAGAGUGAAGUGUCAUUGAAAGGGGUAGAUGGGCUGCUGCUACUCUGACUGAGUUGGCUGAUUUGGACCCAGCGAUCUUUCAGAAUCAUUAUGAACCCGUCUGUCUCAGACCUGGCCCGUCAACCAACCGCUACAUUUACCACUGGCUCCAGCACCUAACUGAUCACACAUACAACACUGACCCCUCGUGGCUUCAGUCUGUAACUGCAGCUCUGGUUCAGUUACAACUCACACUGGGCACAUGGGAGUAAGGUGAAGCUGCCCCCUAGACACUGAGCUAUGGUCAGUUUAGCUUUUCUGCCCCUAAUGGUGAAGGUGAGGUUUUGGAGAGGCUAAGCUGAUCCUAGAACUGUGCCUAAGAGUAACUUCUAACCUGUGUAUGUUCAAUACUGUGUGACAGAAUGAGAUAAAACUGAGUAUAUCUACACAUUGAGGGAUGCUUCUUAUGAACUGAAUUCCAUGACAAGGCAUUAUUGAUAUGUUUUUGAUUCUGGUAAGUAAUUUGUGUUCUGUUAAGGUUUGAGCCAGAGGUCUGUUGUGUUAGACUACGUGUUAGGGCUGAUGUGUAACUAAAUGGAUACAGAGAAACAGCUGAAAAUAAGCAGCGAUUUUAAGUGGUUUCUUUGACUUGUACUGUACUUUAUGUUGUUAUUCUGUAUUUAUAAUGUAAGACUAUUAUCUAUUUGCUUUAUUUAAUCAAACAUUUGCAUGUUCAACUGUGUGCAGUGUCAGCACAAAACCAUAUGAGUGCAUAGUUUGGUAACAUGUUAUUUGAAGGUCUACUUCUAAACUAAUGAAUAUAUGUUUAAUAUGGUUAACUAUGGUUAACAAACAAAGGUUUAUAAGUACUUUAUAAGCAGAACUUCGAUUAAAAUUUUACCUUAUGUUAUUUUUUUAUUCUACAGUACCCAGCUAAAGGGACAAUAUUAUGUUCAUGUUUACCUCUGAUGUCUUGAAUAUGAGAUUCUGUCACCUGAGAUUCUGUGUUCCUCAAACAUUUAACUUUGUAGAAUUUUCCUCUGUAUUUUCUUUAUUUAGUUAAUUUGCUGAAUACUGUAUAUUUGGAUGAAUUUUAAGGUGGAAGUGGGAUUUCUUCCUUGAUUUUGGAAUCAGAUGUUAAAGGUAGACUCAGCGAUAUGACGUAGAUGCAGAAAGUAAACAGCAUAGUGGGUCAAUUUCCGCAAACAACUAAGAGCGUUGAAGUGUGAGGCUAAACGUCUCAGCUGUUUUGGUCUCGUACUUACCACGCUCUAACAGCGUGAUCGAACCCGUGGCGCAUGCGCAGAUACUGUGUGUGACCAGGGGUGAAGGUAAGGCGGUAUGGUCCGGUACGGUGUCCCGGCAAAAUAAAUAGUGGGGGUACGCCGUAUCGGUAAAACAUGAGCCUAUCACAAUAAUUAAAACAAAAUGUCAAGAAAACUGUAGGCUAUUACACCAUUAUUUAUCAUUACCGUAUGUCAGAGGCAUGAAAAAUGAGCGAAUGGACUUGAAAACGGGUGGUAUAGCUUACACUCCAAAAUGCCAUGUGGUUCGACAAAAUGUUGCCAAGGCAGAGAUGAAUGGCUGACACCGAGACGCGUGCAGACAGCAGUGGAUGCAUAAAUUCUGGCCUAAUGACAAUCACCAAAAUGUCAUUCAACUUUGUGGUGUUUUGUGUAACAGGUGUCUCUUUCCAUUCAAACAUCAUGACUGGUGGUUUAUGCCACAAUAAAAGGUAAUACAUUAAAAAAGUGAAAUAACAAAUCUUUACGACUACGCCCGCAGAGAUCCUAAUGAAUUAAUAGGGAUUCUAUAUGUCAUUCUGUGAUUAAGCAUGUGCACAUAGGAGGUCCCGUACUGGGAAGAAAUUGAAUCUACUUUCACCUGUGUGUGUGACUGUGAUAGUGAAUUCUUGCAUCUCACUCAUCUCAAUAGCUGCAGUGCUGCUCGUGGCAACGUAAUUUAGCUGAGUCUACCUUUAAGGUGACGUUGUUGGAAGUGUCCAGGCCUUGGCAGACCACCCUAAACUGGGACUGUAAAUGGACCGUAAACCUGUUGGACUGCAAUGACCACUGGAAGCAUGUACUGAGGACCUGAAAUGUACAACUGUCACUUCAAUGCAGUACAUUUACAGUGGGGAAAAAAGUAUUUAGU